Molecule: messenger RNA, 927 nt
Organism: Nylanderia fulva
Lineage: Eukaryota; Metazoa; Arthropoda; Insecta; Hymenoptera; Formicidae
Source: RefSeq, a predicted model, not a curated record
AUGAAAGAAAUAUACGAAAAUUUAGUUUUGUUGGAAAUAAAGUUCGCCGAAAUAUUAAUGAUAAUGGAGGAAGAUUGGAACGAUUGCAACAAUAGCGACAUUAAUAUGCGCGAAACAAGGUGCAAGGCAAAAUUGGCAGGUCGUAUUACUAAUGCAAUGUUCACACUUCACACAUUAACCAUCGUUGGAUAUAGCAUCGGCGUUUUUUUGGCCGAUGUCGACAUCGACGAUCAUCAGUCUGAAUUACCUCUCCUUAAGGUGGUUCUUCCUAUCGACAUAAAUACGAAGCAAAGGUAUAAAACACUGCUAUAUGUACAAUUUGUCCAUCUCAUCCUGUCCGGCUGUGGGACUGGUUUACUGAACGCUCUGCUUUUAACUUUGAUUCUACACUUAGGCGGCCAAAUGGACAUCCUGCGCUGCUGGUUGACCAAGUUAGUAAUCAAGAAUAACGAAGAGGGAGGCGAAUUGGGUGUCACGACGAAUGAAAUUAUUCGAAAGCAUCAGAAAGUCAUCAAAUUCGCGGAAUACAUCGAGAAUAUGUACACGUACAUCGCACUGUUGCAAUUCACUUUAAAUACGGUGCUUAUUUGCUCAUUGGCGUUCCUCAUUGUAACAGCGAUUGGCAGCCCCGACGCGGUCGAGCUAAUAAUGAGAACUCUUUUAUUUUACACCGUGACAAAUCUCGAAGCGUUCAUAUUUUGCUAUGCAGGAGAAUAUCUGAAAAAUAAGAGCAGAGCUAUUGGAAAUGCAGCGUAUUAUUCUGCAUGGUAUGAAAUGAAACCUGAAAAUAGUCGUAAUUUGAUAUUUAUCAUAUUAAGAGCGCAGAAACAAUUGACGCUUACAGUCGGAAAAAUUAUGGAUCUCUCUUUAGAAUCGUUUACAGACGUAAGAUUUAUACGUAGAAAAAUUAUGGACAAUAAUACAUAA